ACGGACUUCAGUAAAUCAACAGCGUUUACCGCCGCACUACCCCGGAAACAGGGGACAUCAAAAUGAAGUGCUGGGCACUCUUGGUCACCCUUGGGUGCGUAUUCGUUGCCCCGAUCGGAAGCGUCCCUGCUGGUCUCUCGCGCGUCAAAAGAUCCCACCAUGAACCCGAAGGCUACUGGAGCAAGAAACUAGUCUGGAAGACGGAAUGGGUCAAGAUUUGGAAAACCGAAAAGAAACUCAUCUGGAAAACAGAAUGGAAGAAGUCGCAAGUACCCGCUUGGAAGGAGAUACAAGUACCCAUCUGGAAAGAGCACCAAGUUCCAGACUGGAAGACCAUAACGAAACCGAUAUGGAAAGAAACUCAAGUCCCCGCUUGGAAGGAAAUCCAAGUCCCUGAUUGGAAAGAAGUUCAAGUUCCCGCCUGGAAAGAAAUCCAAGUUCCAGACUGGAAGGAAAUUCAAGUACCGGACUGGGUGGAGCGCCAAGUGCCGGACUGGAAAGAAAUCCAAGUCCCCGACUGGAAAGAAAUCCAAGUCCCGGACAAAAAACAAAUCUGGAUUCCCGUUUGGAAAGAAAUCCAAGUACCCGCUUGGAAAGAAAUCCAAGUUCCCGACUGGAAGAAAAUCUGGGUGCCGGAAUGGGUAAAGGAGGGCAUCCCUGGAGAGCACUAUUUGGGCAAAGAUCACCACGGCAGCGAAUACACUGCACACGACCUGUGGAAGAAGAAACUCGUCUGGAAACCUGUAUGGAAGAAGAUCUGGAGAACCGAGAAGAAACAAAUCUGGAUUCCGAAGAAAAAACUAGAGUGGAAACCCGACUGGAAGACAGUCUGGCGUACCGAAAAGAAACAAAUCUGGAGAACCGAAAAGAAACAAAUCUGGAGGACGGAAAAGAAGCAGAUCUGGAGAACUGAAAAGAAGCAGAUCUGGAGAACCGAAAAGAAACAAAUCUGGAUUCCGAAGAAAGAGCAGAUCUGGAGGACGGAAAAGAAGCAAAUCUGGGUCCCGAAGAAAGAGCUGAUCUGGAAGCACGAGAAGGUCCAGAUCUGGCGCACCGAAAAGAAACAGGUUUGGGUCACCGAGAAGAAGCAAAUCUGGAAGGACGUGUGGAAGAAGAUUUCCGUUCCGGUGUGGAAGAGCAUCGAGGUCCCAGCCUGGAAGAAGGUCUCGAAACCCAUCUGGGAGAAGGUCUGGGUGGCGGUCCACCACCACGACCACCACGGCUGGGACUGAUCUCGUUAUUCUCUAGUUUUCUGUACAUAAUUCUUAUCCUCUAGUACAAAUGCUGUAUAUAUCAGGUUCGCCAGUGAGUUGAUUCUUGUUAUUUUUAAGCUUUUAUAUUGUUAUUUGUUUAGUUCUAAGUACAAUAAACCGAAUUU
Zophobas morio is the source of this 1378-nucleotide messenger RNA. RefSeq lists its product as uncharacterized. The record is from RefSeq and is a predicted model, not a curated record. The transcript has 2 exons. Bases 63 to 1232 code for a protein of 389 amino acids. Lineage: Eukaryota; Metazoa; Arthropoda; Insecta; Coleoptera; Tenebrionidae.